UUCCGCGCGCGGCAUUUCACAACCAAAACAAACCGCGACGUUCCUCCUCGUGCGUGCCCAGAGUUAUGUGAAAUUCACAACUUCCAAAAAAUCAUGUUCACCCGAACCGUUUCGCUCUGCUCAUCCGCGGUAUUCCGUCGGCUCCUCCCGGCUCUCCCCACCACCUUGAGGCCCAUCCACACGACCGGAUUUGUAGCGGCCAAAAAGUUCGUCGACGCGGAAAAUGACUUCGCGCACCAGGUGAUUCAAAGGGGAAUCCUUGCGCCCAGCGGAACAGUUCGGGAUUUCGCUGCAAGCGAAACGGAACUGCUGGAUCGGUUAUCACAGGUGGUCGCGGAGUGUCGGAACGAAGGGGUUUGUAUCUCGGAGGAACGGUUCGAUGAUUUCGCGAGGGGGCUUGCGGAGAAGGUUCCGGAGUUUGGGUACGAGGAGCUGGUGCGGGUGUUGAAUCUGCUGGUGGAGAUGGGGCCGACUCCGGCGGUGGACACGCGGAAUUAUGCGCGCAUUUGGAACGCGGUUGAUGCGGCUUGUUUGAGGAGGGUUCCGGAGUGGGACACGGACCGGUUGCUGUUUAUGGCGGACCAGUGGUACCCGUUGAGGUUGGCGAAGGUGGGGAGGUUUGUGGGGAAGGCCGUGUGGAAGAUUAGUGGCAAGAUGAGGAAGCUGAACAAGGAUCAGCUGGUGAAGACGGUGUUUUAUAUUAAUUUGACGCGGGUUCCGGUGGAGAACAUGGUCGACAUUGAGAUCAACUUGAAGAAGAACUUUUACAACUUUGGAAUUGAUGAUUUGUCGGUGCUUUGUAUGGGAUUCUUCAAGACUAUGACGCCGGUUCGGAGUGUGGAACUUAUUGAGAGGAUUUACCAACUGACGAUUCAUCACGCGGGUGAUGUUCAGGACAUAAGUUUAGCAGCGAUUUUGAAACUGCUCCGCUACUCUUCAAGAAUCGCUCAUGCCCAGUCCAUGGAACGACUGCUGUCCACCUUCGUCCCACAAGUCCCCCGGUUAUCACUGUUCUGCUGUCUUCACCUGGCCCUGCUAGGAACCGACAUCCACCUCUGCCACCAACCAAUCCUGGAAGCCAUCAUCGACCGCUUCUCCCAGAACAUCAAACAACUCCGCCUCAAAGACAUGGAGCGCAUCGUGUUCGCCCUGGCCCACUUCAACAUGGAUCUCCCAAGCCAAAAAGACCUCAACCUCAUGCGCGCCAUCCAAUCGGAACUCCCCACCCGAAUCCACGAAAUCACGACCUACCCCAAGUCCUACCUCUCCCUUCUGAACUUCCUCACCCUCAAAGAAAUCUACAGCGAAGAGCUCAUCACGGCCGCCUUCGACCGGCGCUUCCUCCAGAUGACCUACGGCCGCAACGUGGCCGGCGCCGGCCGCGAAGUCAUCGCCCUCAAUUCCUUCCUGCGCAUCAACGCCCCAACCUACUCCGGCAACCUCUUCCCGGAAAAACCCCUCAAAGUGGUCGCCAAACUGACCCAGGACUACGUCCCCAGCACCGAGUACCGCCUAACCAAAUCCGACCGCAUGCUCCUAGAAAUCCAGUCGACCUUCACCCAACGCCACCGCUUCGCCCACAUAAUCCACGUACUCCCGCACUACCAACGCCCGGACGUGAUCGCCCUCUUCAACGAAACCACCGGCGCCUUUGAGGACGUGGAAGCGCACUGUCCGCCGCAGUACUCGGGUGCCAUCCUGAGCAGGGAGUGCUUGCUGGGGGAGCGAGGAGCGAACGAGAAGGGGCUGAGGCUGGUGGCGAUCGUGGCCGGGUCGUGGAACUGUUACGUGCGCGAUCAGCACCGCUUUACCGGCGGGUUCGCGAUGAAGCUGAAGCAGCUGGCGGCGGUGGGGUACGAGACGGUGGUGAUACCUUGGCACGAAUGGCCAACGUUCGCCCCGGAGUCACGCGAUGGCUAUCUAUUUGACAAGCUGAACCCCCUCCUCAACAACCCGAAAAGUACCGUUUAGUAAGUAAUUCUCUUUUAUUUUUUGUUAUAUUUUGUUCCUACCUAAGAAAUGCAAAAAAAAACAAUACAACAGUUGCUAGUAAUAAAAACGAAAAAAAAAAUGCUACUUUCACAUAAA
Molecule: messenger RNA, 2088 nt
Organism: Culex pipiens pallens (northern house mosquito)
Lineage: Eukaryota; Metazoa; Arthropoda; Insecta; Diptera; Culicidae
Exons: 2
Coding region: 94-1971 (625 amino acids)
Source: RefSeq, a predicted model, not a curated record